Molecule: messenger RNA, 4794 nt
Organism: Plodia interpunctella (Indianmeal moth)
Lineage: Eukaryota; Metazoa; Arthropoda; Insecta; Lepidoptera; Pyralidae
Gene: sp3
Product: spermathreecae
Exons: 19
Coding region: 302-3982 (1226 amino acids)
Biological process (GO): phosphatidylinositol dephosphorylation; regulation of endocytic recycling
Cellular component (GO): clathrin-coated endocytic vesicle; early endosome
Molecular function (GO): phosphatidylinositol-4-phosphate phosphatase activity
Source: RefSeq, a predicted model, not a curated record
GUACAAUAAUCACUUAAUUUUAGCUAAGCUGACUGCUUGCUGCUGUCUGCUUUUUGGUCCUCGGCACGGAACACAAAAAAUAACAAAACACGUUUAUUCGAAGAAAAUAAUAAGAAAUUCAUGUAAACAAAUGCAGGAAAAGGAACGUUCAAUGAUAACAGACAGAUAAGCCAACAUGAAAGAAAAAACUACCAGCCCCUUCCUUCCUAUAGGAAACGUCAAUCAAAUCCCUGAAAAUUACAACAAUAAUAAACAAUGAAAAUGGACACAAAGUGUAUAGACGCUUAGUAAAUCUAACAAAAUGGAAUUAUUUCGAUCAGAACAGUUUUAUAUAUUUGUUAGGAACGAGUCAAGUUUGUGGUGGAAUCGGCUUACAGGGACGUUUUCUGUCAGAUCAGCAUGGGAUUUAUCAGAUACCGAAGAUAUAGAAUGCUUAGGCAUCACAGAGGGUAUAAUAGGUAAAGUGGAACACUCGAAUAUAUUCGAACCUCGGCUGAUGAUUAUCAAAGAGAGUGUUCCUGUUGGUCAACUAUAUUUUCAUCACACUAUCUACAAAAUCAAGUCAAUAUGUUUUCUGAACAUGGGACCCAUAAAUCAAGAAAUUGAGCUGAGUCCAUGCACAAAGCAUUGCUCUUCAACCAUUAUCGUAAACCCUGCUAGAUCGUUGAACAAAAAAAUGGGGGCUCACAUAUUUGAGAACUCUGCAUUUUUGAAUAAAACUGUUGGAGCUGUUAAGAACGUGAGUAAUACAAUCAAAUCUACCACACAACAGGCUGCCACACAGGUAAAACAAACAGUGAAAAAACACAAAGAUCCAAAAAUCGCCGAACGUUUUGAAAAGAGGCUAACAGAUGAACUACACAAAAUAUUUGAUGACUCUGACAGUUUUUACUACUCAUGGACCCUGGAUAUCACCAAUACUCUUCAGAGACAGUAUGAGAUUGAGAAGAUUCUGGAGACUGAAGAGGGUUCAAUAAAACCAGUGAUGGAUAUCACUAAGUGGUGGAAGCAUGUGGACGAUCGCUUCUUUUGGAACAAACAUAUGUUGAGAGAUAUCAUAGCGUUAGGUAGUCCAAAUUGUGACGAGUGGGUGUUGCCCAUAAUCCAGGGCUAUGUGCAGAUAUCCCAAAUAGCCGUGGAGCCUGCUGACGUGAAUCCAUUGAAUACGGAGUCGUUGACCAGUGCUAGUUCUUGUGAUGAGACAUUCACUCUAGCUGUCAUGUCUAGGAGGUCACGGUACCAGGCUGGCACCAGAUAUAACCGCCGAGGCAUAGAACCGGACGGCAAGGUGGCAAACUACGUGGAAACUGAGCAGAUAGUCUCCAUCAUAUGCUCCGACAGCAUCCACAGGGCUGCCUUUGUGCAGGUGCGAGGUUCGGUGCCUAUAUUUUGGAGCCAACCCGACUACAAGUUUCGACCGCCGCCCCGCCUCGAUAGAACUGAAGAAGAGUCACACGAAGCCUUCAAAAAGCAUUUCGGAGAGGAGCUGAAGCUAUACAAACACGUUUGUAUAGUGAACCUGGUCGAGCAACAAGGCAGGGAGCGCAUCAUAUGGGAGGCGUACGGGAACCACGUGUUAAAAUACAACAGUCCGGACAUAAUUUACGCCACCUUCGAUUUCCAUGAGUAUUGCCGCGGCAUGCACUAUGAAAACGUGGGUAUUCUGGUCAAUGCAAUAGCGGAUAUAAUCUGCGAGAUGCGGUUCUGUUGGCGCGACGACCGCGGCCUCAUCUGCAGCCAGAGCGGGGUGUUCAGAGUCAACUGUAUUGACUGUCUUGACAGAACCAACGUUGUGCAGACGGCGAUAGCCAAGUCCGUGCUGGAGCUGCAGCUGUGCCGGCUGGGGCUGGGCGCGCCAGGCUGCGAGCUGCCGCCGCCGCUGCGCCUCGCCUUCCUCGCGCUGUGGGCCGACAACGGCGACGUCAUCUCACGACAGUACGCCGGCACCAAGGCGCUCAAGGGCGACUACACAAGAACCGGCGAGCGGAAAUUCUCAGGCAUGAUGAAAGAUGGCGUCGCUUCCGCAAACAGAUUCCUCAUCCGCCAUUUUUGUGACGCCAUGACACAAUGCGCCAUAGACAUUGCGCUCGGACAACCUGUCAAUAUGGCGACUAUAGACGAAUGCGAUGACUUUUGGCGGGACGUCAAAACGGCGACGUUGAUGGUUUAUGAGAAUUUGAACACGGAUAGACCGAAAUUAGAACUGGUUCCGAGCUACUUCGGACAUCCUUUGAGGAAUGAACUCGUGUCGGCCGAAAUCGCUUUUGGAAUGGGGAGAUAUUAUCUAUCGACGUUCAAAGACGCACUACGCCAGGUAGCCAUAGACGUGAUGACCGGGGAAUCGAAGAACAUUCCAGAACAGCUGAUAGUGCCCGACUGUACCGCGGCGUGUACCGUCAAGGUUCUCGUGUUUGAUGACAAUCCCGGGCCAGACACGGCAGCGAUGGCGCAGCACGUGAAGUCCCUCAUAGACGACUGCAAGAAGCUGCUGGUCGACAGCGAACCGGUGCUGGGCUCCUGGGGGCUCAUUGAUGCCGAUCCUCAUACCGGCGACCCUCACGAGACAGAAAUGGACAGCGUAUUGGUACUUACCAACACUGCGUACUACGUGACCGAUUAUGAUGAGACUUCUGACAGACUCCUGAGCGUGCAGCGGGUUCCGCUGAGUGACGUCACGCAGGUGGAACUCGGUUCCUACCAGGCCAACACCAGUAUAUUCGGCGUCGGUCGCAAAAGCGCCUCGGAGCCAGUGCACUGCAUUCGUAUAAAUUAUAUGUGCGGCGGCGAGACCGGCUACUUCCACAUGUUCCGGUCCACUUCGUUGCGCUUCUUCAACAACAUGGCGGUCGUCAUCAACACUAAAGACGAAAUGAUCGAAUCAAUGCAUUCUAUCUGCGAGUCUAUACUAGUGGCGCGCGACGUGGCCAAACUCCCGCCAAUACCGUUCAGUGAUGGCGUCAAACUGGAGCGCAAAAAGUCUAAGAUCCAUCCAUCGCAAGCGGCGUCCAAUACUCGAUCGUCAUUAUACGUGGACUUAUCUCGUCUUCCGUCACUCACGCGGAAUGUGAGCGAGACGCAACUUGUGGCGGACAUACGCAGCGUUGGAUCUAAAGCACUGAAUAACAUGACGGAGCAGUUUAGCAAGUUAAACAAACUGAGCCACACUCUCAACGCGCGCGCGAGACCUAGCCUGCAGCUUAAAUUCGACCAAGGCGCUUCCCGCACCAAAAAGAUCUUCACACUAGGAAAUAAAACCGAAAAGAAAAAAGGCAGCCUUUCUGACGGCAUGAGCUCGGACUACAGCUCCGACGACGAAAACAGAACCAACAUCUUCGAACCAACUUUGGACAACUUCGAAAAUACACAACAUUACAUAGGGAAACCGCAAAAAUCUGUGACCGACGAUUGUGAACUUAUUGAGAAUCCUCUGUACUCUUCUAAAAUCGAAACGGAGAAAGAAGAGUUUGUGCCUGCAAACGUUGUAACUGCCAACCAACAGACUGUAAAAACACCGAGUAAUGUGAACAAGAUAAAUCCGUUCGAUAUUGAAAGCAUGAGGACGCCCGAGAUCCAAGUGGACGGGCAAAGCGAAAAGCCCGUGCCGCCUAAUUCUUUGAUGUUGUCUCAAAAACUAUGCCAUAGUUCGAGCGAUAUCAACUAUGAAGAGAAUCAGGCGGAAAGCAGUUAUCACGUACGUUCGAACUCUCAGCACGAAAUCACGCUGAAUAUAGCGCAGUCGCACAGUGAGUCAGCGCUGAAGCAGCUGAAAAACAUCGCCAGUCCUGUGUCGACUGCCACUCGGGAUAUGGUUCUGUCGCCGCUGUCCAAGUUGGCUAAAGGCGUGCAGUCGUUGGGAGCCAAUUUGGAUCCGAGGAAGAAGGGCUCAACGACUGUGAAACACAUAAGCGAACAACAAUACGAAGAACACAGAAAACUUCAGGAGAAAUGGCGCGAUUGCAACACUCGCCUCGUGGCGCUGUAGUGUUGCUAGCUCAACGGUGUUGCCAGGUGAAAAUAAUAUCUACUUUUAGUAGAAUAAUAAUGAUGUCAACAUCCAAACGGGUGUGCUUAUUUAUUAUUUUAUUUGUAUUACACUUCACAGGUGGAAGCAAACGAUUGCUUCCGCACAAAAAUGUUGGUAAUUUAUUUUUAACUUUUACUUAGUUGAAAUUAUAUCCAAAAGCGCUGCUGUGAUGACGUUAAAAAAAUUUUGCGAAGUCAAUGCCUAUCGAAAUAAGGCCAUCUUUUUUUUUCAUUUUGUUGGCAUUACUGGCUACGUGAUACAUGAGUUAUGGUAUCAAAACUAAGAUUUAUGAAUAGAUUUAAACUAAAAUGCUACACAACUCUCUACUAGUUAUAUAUUUUUGAAGGUAAAUUGUAUCCAGCAGCAGCUUUUUGGAAAGUAUUAAUAGCAACAAUUUUAUGACAAUAUGUUGUUGUAAUUUUAUAAAUAUAUUUUUUUUAUAAUUGGUCGUUCACCAAUUUGACUUCCAUUUUUUUCUCAAUACCAGUUGAAUCGAAUCCGUGAUAAUAAUUUACAAAGUAUAUAAAUUUGUUAAUUCAAUUAUUAUUACAUUGAAACAGUGUUGAUAAAUUAUAGGUUAAUUAAAUAUUAAACGAAACUAAAAUUCGCCAAAAAAGUUUUACAAAGGCUUCCUACUUGUUUUUCUAAUGCACGAAAUAUAAUAAUGUGUCUCUUUCUAAUUUUAUAGAUUGUCUAUAAAAAAUUGAAAGUGGAUUUUUGAAGAACUACACAUUUUUGUACAUUAUAGGUAAUACUUAGCCCGCACUGCU